GCAGAGUAUAGAACUACUACAAAUGGAGUCAAUGUCAAAAUGGCCCGUCUCUGUACUGCGACACCUAGAAAAUCUGCGCUCAACACAGCAACCGGGUCUGGAAAUCUUCUUGGAACCAAAAUAAUCUGUAAAUCCCAAAGUGAAACACCACUCGGCAGGGACAUCCUCCGCAGCCAUUCCACCGCUCGCGUCGAUUAUAAAAGACCGGGGGCUGCCGCUUACUCUCACAGAUUUGUUCAUUAUUUUUGUUACAACUUCGUUUUCCUAUUGCCUUGCCAUGGUUUCAACUUACCUCCCGGCCCACGUUGAUCGCAGUGCCAUCCGCCCUUGCAUUGUUGACAUGAGGGUGCCAUUCAUCGAUAUUAACAGCGAGAAACAGGCCGUCCAACAGCAGCGAGCGCACAAAUCACCGUUCAUCGUGCUAGAGAAAGACUACUUCACAGUCUACAAUGUAAAUGGUGGCCCAUUAAAGUGUGACUAUAUCUCCCGGAACUAUAUCACAAUGAUGAUGCGGUACUACCCUGAGCGCCCUGGUAUGUGGUGUUGUUUUCAGGUGCGUAAUGGUCUGACUUUCAAUCCCGAGCCACCAGCUAUCUACUUUAUUCACGAAAAGUCCAGCAAUAUUUUGAUCGAGGACCCAUCAGAAUGCAACACGGUCUUGAUAUAUUACAACGAGAAGGACAUUGCGAGGUUUGCAGCGACAACAAGGGCUGCAGAUGGCUGCUGCAACCAUUUCUUUGUUGUAUAUGAGGAUGGAGUCGAGCAGUGCUUCGAUGCCAAUAAUCCACAGAGCAGCUACACUUUCCCACGCACCCUCAAAUUCGCGUUCUUACCGGCAGUGAGGAAGGGCGUUGACGCGAUUGAAAGGUUCAAGGAUGAGGACAGGCUGUUUGAGGAACGCCAGAUAUUCAAGCGCCUGCCAGACGGAGGAUUCAAGCUAAGGGACAUUAAUGGCGCCGAGGUUCAUGAUGGCGAGGAGUUUUCAUUGGUUGUCAAAUUCGAUGACGAUGACGAACGCGAGUUUGAUACAUAUGCUCUCGAGAUAUACGAAGGCGAACUCAUGGCUAGGCCAAUCCUUGACACUCUAUUCACUUGCGAGACAAUCGAAGGCAUUAUGUACCUGAAUUACAAUGGGCAGUAUCUACACUGCCCUGAUGAUAAAGAUGGUAGCAUAGUUGUCUCCCCAGAGCUGCCCGAACGGUCCGACCGUCUUCAAAUUAAUUAUGAUGGCGCGGACAUCCUCCUGACCAGGUGGGACACAUCAGAUUUUGCUAUCUAUGAAUGGGUUAAGGCAUCGGUAGGAUGCAUUGCACUCCAUGGUAAUUGGUAUGAACAGCGCCUUUAUGGUGCAGUGCGACUUCAGCUCAUCAAGGUAUAAAUAAAACGUAUCUUCU
Molecule: messenger RNA, 1394 nt
Organism: Linderina pennispora
Lineage: Eukaryota; Fungi; Kickxellomycota; Kickxellomycetes; Kickxellales; Kickxellaceae
Exons: 1
Coding region: 278-1378 (366 amino acids)
Source: RefSeq, a predicted model, not a curated record